Nicotiana attenuata is the source of this 756-nucleotide messenger RNA. RefSeq lists its product as uncharacterized. The transcript has 2 exons. Gene Ontology annotation, biological process: telomere maintenance; DNA repair. Gene Ontology annotation, molecular function: DNA helicase activity. The coding region runs from base 1 to 756 and encodes 251 amino acids. Lineage: Eukaryota; Viridiplantae; Streptophyta; Magnoliopsida; Solanales; Solanaceae. The record is from RefSeq and is a predicted model, not a curated record.
AUGGGAUAUAUAGCUUUGGCAAUAGCUAUCUCUGGUGUUGCUGCUUCUAUCAUUCCAGGUGGACGUACCGCACAUUCCCGUUUCAAAAUUCCUAUUGACAUCGAUGAAAAUACAAGUUGUAACAUUAGCAAAGAAAGCUCACUUGCAGGGUUAAUCCGAGAUGCAAAAUUGAUUGUGUGGGAUGAGGUAUCUAUGGCCAAAAAAAGAAUGAUAGAAGUUUUUGAUCUACUAUUAAAAGAUAUCAUGAAUACAAAUGCAUUGUUUGGCGGAAAAGUUGUAGUUUUAGGAGGUGAUUUCAGACAAACUCUUCUCGUUAUACGAUACAGGAAAAAAGAAGAUUUUAUUGGCGAAAGUUUGUUAUAUUCUAGCAUUUGGAAUGAACUUGAAAAACUAAAGUUAUCUGAGAAUAUGAGAGCCAAAACAGAUCCUGUAUUUUGCGAUUAUUUGUUAAGAAUUGGAAAUGGACAAGAACGAGUCAAUUCAGAAGACAAGAUUGAAAUUCAGGAUUCUUUGAUUAUUCCUUAUACAACCGAAAGAGAAUCUCUUGACAAAUUAUUCGCAGCGACAUAUUCAAAUUUGAAUUCGACGUAUUCUAAUUCAUCCUUUACUCACUUAACCCCUUUGAGUAUAUUUGCCGAUGUUGUUCUUGAAGCAUUUGGUGGGUUCAGUGAUCUUGAUGUAUCUGUUAUUGCUUUUAAAGGUGUUGGAAUGAUUUUAUCUUUUGGAAGCAGAGAUGAAAGACAAGGACAAAUUUGA